Messenger RNA from Trametes versicolor FP-101664 SS1, 483 nucleotides. RefSeq names its product ferredoxin. Gene Ontology annotation, biological process: positive regulation of oxidoreductase activity; P450-containing electron transport chain. NCBI's taxonomy places the organism in Eukaryota, Fungi, Basidiomycota, Agaricomycetes, Polyporales, Polyporaceae. The transcript has 6 exons. Gene Ontology annotation, cellular component: mitochondrion. Gene Ontology annotation, molecular function: 2 iron, 2 sulfur cluster binding. The coding region runs from base 1 to 483 and encodes 160 amino acids. The record is from RefSeq and is a predicted model, not a curated record.
AUGAGUGCUGCCGCAGAGUUUGCUAGACCUCCUAUAAACCGACCGCUAGGCCGCCCUCUCCGCCGUGGCUUUCACAGUACAAGGGCUGCCCACCACGGAGGUAUCGAACGCCCCGAGCCCGGCACUGGCAUCAAGGUGCACUUCAAAGACGCCAAGGGCAACCUGAUCCGGACCGUAGAGGCAAACGAGGGCGACGACCUGCUCGGCAUCGCGCACGAGUACGACAUCGACCUCGAAGGCGCAUGCGAGGGCUCUGUCGCGUGCUCGACAUGUCACGUCAUCCUCGACCCCGAGAGCUACGACAAGGUCCCCGAGCCCGAGGACGACGAGAACGACAUGCUCGACAUGGCGUUCGGGCUCACCGACACCUCCCGGCUCGGCUGCCAAGUGCGGCUCACAAAAGAGCUCGACGGCCUCACGGCCACGCUCCCCGCCGCGACGCGGAACAUGUUCGUAGACGGCAAGAAGCCGACGCACCACUAG